AAAAGAGAGUAAUGAACAUGCCAACAUAAUUAAGUAAUUCUAAAAACCAUCAAUAAUGAUUACCUCCAAAUCGAUAACUUUAUCAAUAAUCUUCCUAUUAUACCUAGUUUCUUGCGUCUCAAGCCAGCGAGAAACCAAGUUUCUAAACCAUGGCUUUCUCGGGGCUAAUCUCUUGAAGUUUGGCUCCUCAAAGAUCCACUCGAGUGGCCUCUUGGAGCUGACAAACACUUCGAUGAGGCAAAUUGGUCAAGCUUUUCAUGGAUUUCCCAUAUCCUUCUUAAACCCAAACUCCUCCAAUUCAGUAUCUUUCUCGACGAGUUUCGUCUUCGCCAUCACUCCAGGACCAACGACACCAGGCCACGGCUUGAGCUUCGUUAUCUCUCCGUCGAUGGACUUUACUGGAGCCUUUCCCAGCAAUUAUCUUGGCCUUUUCAACACAUCCACCAAUGGAAACCCCUCAAACCGCAUUCUCGCAGUUGAGUUCGACACGGUGCAAUCAGUUGAAAUGAAAGAUAUUGAUGAUAAUCACGUAGCCAUCGACCAAAAUGGGGUGGUCUCCAUUGAAUCUGCCCCGGCUGCAUUUUUCGAUGACCGCGAGGCGAAGAACAUAAGUCUGAAGCUGGCAAGUGGGGAGCCAAUAAGAGUUUGGGUCGAAUACAACGCGACUGAGAUGAUACUCAAUGUCACAUUAGCUCCUCUAGAUCGUUUGAAACCAAGCUUGCCUCUCCUCUCUCGAAAACUAAAUCUCUCGGGGAUUAUCUCUCAAGAGAAUUAUAUUGGAUUCGCUGCUGCCACGGGAACCGUUACGAGCUCACAUUUUGUGCUAGGCUGGAGCUUCAGCAUCGAAGGGAAAGCAUCAGACUUUGAUAUUACAAAGCUUCCUUCUCUUCCAGACCCGCCACCGCCAUUUUCUCCAUCCCCAAAUCCUCCGGUUUCAGCCAAAAAGAAUUCGAACAACACGAAGUUGAUCAUAGUCUUCGUUGCAUCAGGAACAUUUGGACUCAUGUUCUUGGGCUUCUUAGGUGUUUGUGUUUUCCGUAGAAAUAAUACAUUCUUCACAGGAGGUGCAAGAAAAUUCUCCUACCAGACGAUUUCAAGUGCAACAGGUGGCUUCAACAGAUUUUUAGGAGAAGAAAACUCCGGACGUUUCUUCCGAGGUCAGCUAGCACCAACGGAGAUAAUCGCGGUAAAGAGAAUUACUUGCAGCACAAGGCAGCAAAGGCUUUCCAUGAUAGCUCAAAUCGAUGCAAUCUCCAGGGUUAGACAUAGAAACCUUGUUAAUCUAAUUGGAUACAGCAGCAGAGGAAACGAGAUCUAUCUUGUUUACAAGUAUGUUCCUAACGGCAGUCUUGAUCGCUUCCUGUUGAGCAAUGAGCGACCAGUUUUAAACUGGUCAGAUCGGUUCAAUAUCAUAAAGGGGAUUGCCAAAGCAUUGCAGUACCUUCACAGUGAGUGUCAGAGUACUCUCAUUCAUGGAAACGUCAAAAGCAGUAAUGUGCUCCUCGACGAAGAGCUGCACGCUCAGCUUGGAGAUUAUGGGCAAGGAAACAGGCAAAGCAACACAGGUCAUGUAGCUCCAGAGCUUGUUGAGGCAACCGCAGUACCAACAUGUGACACGGAUGUGUUUGCAUUUGGAGUGCUUAUAAUUGAGAUUGUAUGUGGACGUACUGCAAUUGAGCCGACAAAGCCACCAGAAGAGAUCAGUUUGGUAAAUUGGGUGUUUCAAGGGUUUAGGAAAAACAAGUUGCUCGAGUGUUGCGAUGCACGAAUCAAUCGAGAGGAAAUGGUGGCUCGGGAAGUACUACUCGUUCUUAAAUUGGGACUUCUAUGUACAAACCGAUCUCCGCAAGUCAGGCCAGUUAUGAGAAAAGUGGUACAGUAUCUUGAUGGUACUGAACCACUCCCUCAUGACGACUAAAUCUUCCAUGGAGUCUAACAAGAAAACUAAACAAACAACUCCUAAGGUGUCCAUGUAUCGUGUUGUGUUG
Arabidopsis lyrata subsp. lyrata is the source of this 1988-nucleotide messenger RNA. Its product is annotated as probable inactive L-type lectin-domain containing receptor kinase III.1. Gene Ontology annotation, biological process: protein phosphorylation. The record is from RefSeq and is a predicted model, not a curated record. Gene Ontology annotation, cellular component: plasma membrane. Gene Ontology annotation, molecular function: ATP binding; protein kinase activity; carbohydrate binding. The transcript has a single exon. The coding region runs from base 56 to 1918 and encodes 620 amino acids. NCBI's taxonomy places the organism in Eukaryota, Viridiplantae, Streptophyta, Magnoliopsida, Brassicales, Brassicaceae.